UAGCGUCAUUAGUGACGGAAGAAAAAAACCCAUACGUUUUCAAUUCCCCAAAAGAUAGAUAGUCAACUCAAGUCAAAUCCGAAGCUUGAAUGAUUGGAUCUCAAUUCUAUGUAACCGUUUGCCCCUUUCCUUAAACACUUCUCUUUGGUUUUAACCUCAUGGGUGUCUUUGAAUCCCUCAAAGACAACUGCUUUUCCUUCACUUCGUUGAAAUCUAUAUACCCUUUUGUCGAAUUUGUUUAAAGUUUGUGUCUUGUUCUUGUUGGGUCUACUAAUCUACUUGAGUGAGUUAGUUUGGGGUGGUUCUUUUUGAAGAAGAUGCAACUUGAUUUGGAAUCCUUGUCAGAAGCUACUUCUGGUGCCAUUGGAUCCCUCGUUAGCACCACUGUGUUGUAUCCACUUGAUACAUGCAAGACCAAGUAUCAAGCUGAAGUUCAAGCUAAGCAGAACCGAAAAUAUAGGAGAAUUUCUGAUGUUUUGUGGGAAGCAAUUUCUACACGCCAGGUUCUUUCAUUGUACCAAGGCCUUGGUACGAAAAAUGUGCAGUCCUUCGUUUCCUCGUUUAUUUAUUUCUAUGGAUACAGCUACUUUAAGAAGCUAUAUUUGAAGAAAACUGGAAAUAAGAACAUUGGAACAGUAGCAAACUUGCUUGUUGCUACUGCUGCUGGCGUCUCUACAAUAGUCAUAACACAGCCUCUAGAUACAGCAUCCUCGAGGAUGCAAACAAGUGAGUUUGGAAAAUCUAAGGGAUUUUGGAAGACUCUUUCUGAGGGUACAUGGGGUGAGGCAUAUGAUGGUCUUGCCAUAUCUAUUCUUUUAACAACAAAUCCAUCUAUUCAGUAUACUGCAUUUGAUCAGCUGAAACAGAGAAUACUAAAGGGCAAGAUGAGCAAGAAAACAGGUACAACAAAGUCAUCCCCGGAAGCACUGUCUGCAUUUUCCGCUUUCGUGCUGGGAGCAGUUUCAAAAUGUGCUGCUACAUGCUUGACAUACCCAGCUAUUAGGUGUAAGGUCAUGAUUCAAGCUGCAGAUUCGGAUGAUGAUAAGAGGACACCAGCCGAGAGGAAGGCACAGAAAACAAUCUCGGGAGCACUAUAUACGAUUUGGAGAAGAGAAGGCCUUUUGGGUUUCUUCAAUGGAUUGCAGGCACAGAUACUAAAAACUGUUCUCAGCUCUGCAUUGCUUCUGAUGGUAAAGGAGAAGAUCACAAAGUCCACAUGGAUUCUGAUGCUCAUGUUAAGAAGAUUUCUGUCUGUCAAUUCCCCCAAAUUGAAGGUAGCUUGAAUUUGUGAUGAGUAUAUUUUUAACAAUUCCUCAUCCAAGAAUAUAAUUAAUAUGCAAGAAAUAUUAGUGUUGCUUGUGGUUAAGAUUGUUUCUGAAGAAGAAAUAUGAAAAAUGAAAUUUCAUAUUGAGUGUUGCUGUUA
Messenger RNA from Arachis ipaensis, 1423 nucleotides. Its product is annotated as peroxisomal adenine nucleotide carrier 1. Gene Ontology annotation, cellular component: peroxisomal membrane. Gene Ontology annotation, biological process: ADP transport; peroxisome organization; ATP transport. NCBI's taxonomy places the organism in Eukaryota, Viridiplantae, Streptophyta, Magnoliopsida, Fabales, Fabaceae. The record is from RefSeq and is a predicted model, not a curated record. Gene Ontology annotation, molecular function: ADP transmembrane transporter activity; ATP transmembrane transporter activity.